AUGGAUAACUUAAAUGAUGAUGAAUACAAAAUGGAAAAGGCUCUUAAGAGACAACUAGAUUGGGUAUUGCAGUUGCUUGGAUUAGAAAUUGAUACCGUUCAAAUCCCUAAGUCAAACAGGGUUGAAGAAGAAAAAGGAAGAGGUGAGGGAAGUAGACUAAAAACCCCUAGACAAUGCAAUCAUCACAAUGGUGAAAGAAGAACUAGAAGUGGGGGAAUUACUGGUAGCUGGAAUAAUAGAGGUAACAAUGGUAAUAAUGGAAAUUAUGGAAACAAUGGUAAUGAAAACAAUGGAAAUGGAAAUGCCAAUAAUCAAAAUGGUGGUGGAGGCAACGAUGGAAACAAUGGUAAUAAUGGAGGAAAUGGAAACUAUCAAAAUAACAACUAUGGUUGCAAACCACCUAUGACCAUUGAACGCAAGACUCACUAUGAGAUUUUAUCUCAUAAGCCUACCACCUUGCAGCAAGCAUUUAAGACAAUCACUACCAUUGAAAAUAAUAGAAAAGCUGCUGGGAGAAUUGGUAGGAGAGAUGAUCCAAAAUUAUAUAAUCCCAGAGCAACAAAAAAGAAUGAGUUUAGCCAAAUCAUGGACAUGCUGAAAGAUAGGAAGGGUAAGGAAAAUCACAAUGAGAAGCCGCCCCCAUAUAGAAGCAACAAGCCAAUGAAUUACAAUAGGCCAAUAUUGCACGACAUGCCAUAUAACACAAACUGGAAAGAUGGUAAGCCAAUGAAUGUUAAUCUAAGCAAAGAAACUUCUGAACCAUUGAAGAAAGUAAACAAUUUUGUGGAGGAAUAUCCAUGGUGUGAAUUCUGCAAUUUACCCCAUGUUGUAGAACAAUGUAUGAUUGCUCAAGGUUUGGUAGAAGAAAAUGACCAUGAGGAUGAGUAUGAGCCCACGGUGAAUGCACUUUUGUUAGAUCCAUGUUGGGGUUGGGAUGAGGAUUCAUUCGAGGAUGAGGUCAUCAGAUGUGCAAUGGAGGAGAGAGAGCCAAUAGUACAACGUACAACAAGUUUUCACUGA
Messenger RNA from Cryptomeria japonica (Japanese cedar), 1020 nucleotides. RefSeq lists its product as uncharacterized. The record is from RefSeq and is a predicted model, not a curated record. Lineage: Eukaryota; Viridiplantae; Streptophyta; Pinopsida; Cupressales; Cupressaceae. The transcript has 3 exons. Bases 1 to 1020 code for a protein of 339 amino acids.